This is a messenger RNA of Teleopsis dalmanni, 1480 nucleotides long. It is a transcript of the gene PheRS-m, whose product is annotated as probable phenylalanine--tRNA ligase, mitochondrial. Gene Ontology annotation, cellular component: cytoplasm; mitochondrion. Gene Ontology annotation, biological process: phenylalanyl-tRNA aminoacylation. Gene Ontology annotation, molecular function: phenylalanine-tRNA ligase activity; tRNA binding; ATP binding. NCBI's taxonomy places the organism in Eukaryota, Metazoa, Arthropoda, Insecta, Diptera, Diopsidae. The record is from RefSeq and is a predicted model, not a curated record. The transcript has 2 exons. The coding region runs from base 64 to 1437 and encodes 457 amino acids.
UUAAAAAUACAAUAUAAAAAGUUUUUUAACAUCUUACACUUGAGCUUUAUAAUAAACUACAAAAUGAUUUUCGGUAAACGUUUAAAAUAUUUAUCGAAAGUUGGAAUUACUUUCCACAAUUACAAAGGACAAUUGCCACCAGUAAAACGUUUUGCUUCAAAUGUUCCUGUGGAGAAACGAACUUUAGAAGUAAAUGGACAAGAAUAUAUAACAGAUCAUAUGACUAAUGUUACACCAAAAAUACUGUCGUACUUGGGAAUGAAUAAACAUCUACAGAAGCAUCAUCCCAUUUCAAUCGUCAAACAACGAAUAGUUAAUUAUUUCUACAGAGCCUACCGCAACUCACGUGGGAAUCCUUUAUUUUCCGUGUAUGACAAACAAAAUCCUGUAGUGACAAUACAACAGAAUUUUGACAAUCUGCUUAUACCUCCCGAUCAUGUAAGUCGCUCUAAAUCAGAUUGUUAUUACAUUAAUAGUAAUUAUUUACUACGAGCACAUACAACCGCUCAUCAAGUGGACUUGAUAUCCAGUGGGUUAGAUAAUUUUCUUGUUUGCGGCGAAGUUUACAGACGAGAUGAAAUUGAUAGCACUCACUUUCCGGUAUUUCAUCAACUUGAUGCGGUGCGUUUAUUAACUAAAGAAAGAUUAUUUGAACGCAAUGCCGACUUAGACAUUUUCGAAAAUUCUGCAAACACAAAUAAACAAGUUUUUUAUCCAUUAACAAAAUGUAUAGAUCAGACAAAACAAGCUUGCCACAGCUUGGAGGCAGUCAAAUUGAUGGAAUAUGAAAUGAAACAAGUACUGCAGGGACUAGCAAUGGAUUUGUUUGGUAAAGAUGUGGAAUAUCGUUGGGUUGACACUUUUUUUCCUUUCACACAACCAUCGUGGGAGCUAGAAAUAUUUCAUAAAGGUAAUUGGUUAGAAGUUUUAGGAAGUGGCAUAAUGCGGAAUGAAAUCGUGCAACAUGCUGGUGCCAAAAAUUCAAUCGGUUAUGCCUUCGGCGUAGGUUUGGAACGUUUAGCAAUGGUUUUAUUCGAUAUACCUGACAUACGUUUAUUUUGGUCGACUGACAGUGGUUUUCUAAAUCAGUUUAAUGAAGAAAAUUUGGUAGAUAUACCAAAAUAUAAGUCCAUAUCAACAUAUCCGCAAUGCAGGAAUGAUUUGUCGUUUUGGUUACCACUUGUCGAAGACACAAAAACAGAAACAGAUUUUGUAGCAAAUGAUUUUUAUGAUCUGGUUCGUACUGUCGCCGGUGAUGUAGUAGAACAGAUAAGCCUUGUAGACAAAUUUAAACAUCCCAAAACAGGUAGAUCAAGUCUAUGUUUUAGGAUCACUUACAGGCAUAUGGAACGAACGCUUACCCAAGCUGAAGUAAAUGAAAUACACAAACUCAUUGCCAAUGAAUGUGUAAAAAACUUUAAUGUGGAAAUUCGUUAAUAAUUUGUUUUUAAUUGUUGAGAAGAAAUAAAACACUUAUUUU